Molecule: messenger RNA, 2058 nt
Organism: Elaeis guineensis (African oil palm)
Lineage: Eukaryota; Viridiplantae; Streptophyta; Magnoliopsida; Arecales; Arecaceae
Product: sterol 3-beta-glucosyltransferase UGT80A2
Biological process (GO): carbohydrate metabolic process
Molecular function (GO): UDP-glycosyltransferase activity; hexosyltransferase activity
Source: RefSeq, a predicted model, not a curated record
UUUCGUCUUCUUUUCGGGCUCCCUUCCGGAUCGGAUUCUUUCUCGCAGCAUUCCCCUCUCUCCGGGAGAGGAGUACCCAACGACGCGAUGGCCGAGAGCAGUAGCGACAUUGAGGCGAGCAAUGGCAAUGGCUCGAGCUUGUCGCCCUCUGCGACCAGUGAGAGGAAUCUACCCAGGGCAAAUACCAUGCCUGGUGGGACGACGAAUACUGAAAAUUCAGAGACAUCCUCGGGUCAGCCAAAUUUGGGAAGGUCACAAACUGAGAGACAUAGGCAAAGUAAUUUACGAGAAGAUCCAACGGCCCAACUGUUUGAUGAUAAGAUUUCUGUUAAAAAGAAGCUGAAAAUGUUGAAUCGAAUAGCUACAGUGAGAGAUGAUGGAACUGUAGUAGUUGAGGUUCCAAGCAAUCUCGAACCUGCAUCACUUAAUCUUAGGUCUGAGGAUGUUGCUGCUGAACCGGUUGAUGAAGAAACACUUGACUCAAUGGACUUUCAGUAUAGACCACCUAUGAAUAUAGUCAUUCUUAUUGUUGGUACACGAGGAGACGUCCAGCCAUUUGUUGCUAUUGGUAAACGUCUGCAGGACUAUGGUCAUCGUGUUAGACUAGCAACUCAUGCAAACUUCAAGGAGUUUGUAUUGACUGCUGGACUGGAGUUUUAUCCCUUAGGUGGAGAUCCAAAAGUUCUUGCUGAAUACAUGGUCAAGAAUAAAGGGUUCUUACCUUCAGCACCUUCAGAGAUACCGAUUCAACGAAAACAAAUCAAGGAAAUUAUAUUUUCGUUGCUCCCAGCCUGUAAGGACCCAGAUGUUGAUACAGGCAUUCCUUUCAAAGCAGAUGCAAUAAUCGCAAAUCCACCAGCAUAUGGGCAUACACAUGUGGCAGAGGCGUUAAAGGUUCCAAUUCACAUAUUUUUCACAAUGCCAUGGACGCCAACUAGUGAAUUUCCCCAUCCUCUUUCUCGUGUCAAGCAACCAGCUGGAUAUAGACUUUCAUACCAAAUUGUUGAUUCUAUGAUCUGGCUUGGAAUACGAGACAUAAUAAAUGAUUUUAGAAAAAGAAAGUUGAAGCUGCGGCCUGUAACAUAUCUUAGUGGUGCACAGGGUUCUGCUUCCGACGUUCCUCAUGGUUAUAUCUGGAGUCCUCAUCUCGUCCCCAAACCAAAAGACUGGGGACCUAAAAUUGAUGUUGUUGGAUUUUGCUUUCUUGACCUUGCGAAAAACUAUGAACCUCCAGAAUCACUUGUGAAAUGGCUUGAAAGUGGUGAAAGGCCUAUUUACAUUGGAUUUGGCAGCCUUCCUGUCCAAGAACCAGAAAAAAUGACUAAGAUUAUUGUGGAGGCACUAGAAAUAACUGGCCAGAGAGGUAUCAUUAACAAGGGGUGGGGUGGCCUUGGGAACUUGGCAGAGCCUAAGGAAUUUGUUUAUCUACUGGAUAAUGUUCCUCAUGAUUGGCUGUUCUUGCAGUGUAAGGCAGUGGUGCAUCAUGGCGGUGCUGGAACAACAGCUGCUGGCCUAAAAGCUGCGUGUCCAACCACCAUUGUACCUUUCUUUGGUGAUCAGCCUUUCUGGGGUGAGCGGGUACAUGCUAGAGGGUUAGGUCCCUCACCUAUUCCUGUGGAUCAAUUCACACUGCAAAAGCUGGUUGAUGCAAUAAAAUUCAUGAUGGAUCGAGAGGUGAAGCUACGGGCUCUUGAACUGGCCAAGGCCAUGGAAUCAGAGGAUGGUGUGACUGGAGCAGUGAAAGCAUUUUUGAGACAUCUUCCUCAAGAAUUGCCUCCUCAAACUCCACCAACAUCAGGCACCCAUAAACUGUCAUUUUGUGCCUUCACAAAACAAAUUCUUAAACCAGUGCCUCUUGUAUCAUUUUGUGUCAUCUUGUUGUCUUAUUAUAUCCUGGGCAAUGUCAUUCCACCGCAAAAGAGAAAUUAGAGUCAGAUUAUUGAUUUCUUCAUUUUGUGCACUUCUUGUUCUUGUAAUAGCUGGAUUUGUUUAAAUUAAAAUACAAAUGGAAAAACUCAACAGUUUUUUCAGUAGUUAAAAUGUCCCUUGUCUUUCCUA